AUGCUCAACACCACCAAUCAAUUAUUAAAGCAAUCUGAAAGGUAUAGUAUAUCAACUCAACUCAACUCAGUUCAGUUAACAAAGCUUGUUCAUCAUGUCAAUCAAUCUUACAACUUAUUGAUUAUUUUCGGUACUAGAACAUAUUCAGCAUCAGCAGCGGCUACACUUAAAUUCAAACCAACCAAUGAAACGAUUGCAACUAGAUUAGAAAAGGUAUCUGUUAAAUACCCAUUCUACGAUGCUCUUUUAUUCCCAAAUGAUGUCAGCAACCUCAAGUUCAACUACAAGGAACUCUGGGAGAGUGUAUCUGGUCUUGCAAGUGGAUUCGUUGAAUCAAAUAUCAACAGCAACGAGCGUGUUUUAACCAAUGCCUCUCAAACUCCAGAACAUGUCAUCACCCAAAUGGCUGCAUCUACUGCUGGUCUAACCUUUGUACCAGUUGCUCCAGAUUCCUCAUUAUCUCAAAUUGGAGAUGCACUUGGAACAUCAUCAAGUAAAGCAUUCAUUGUAGAAUCAAAACAAAAGAAUAGAAAGAUUAUCGACGAGACAAUUGCAUAUUUCCCAGAGUUGGAAAGAAUGAAUUUCAAGGAGCUCUUUAGAGACACGAGAUACCCAAGCCUCAGAUAUAUCAUUUCCACCGGCGACUCGAUCGAACCAGGAAUCGAUCUCUACAAAGAGUUUGUUCUCCAAGCCAACCUCUUAAAGAAUAGAAAAACAUCUGCCGAUCAAAUCUCUACCCUAAUUCCAUCUUCAAAUGGACUUGUUGGAUAUUCACAAUCAUCAUUAAUUAAUACUGGAGAUGCUUUGGUAGAGUUGUUGGGCGUCAAGAUUCACUCACGUAUUUCAUUUAAUGUGCCAUUCCACUCUGGCACGUCAUACGCAUUCUACAUGGGUGCAUUGUCCAAGGGUGCUGUCAUGGUGGUACCAAGCGACGCCUUUUCGGCCGAAGCUGCCUUGUCGAGCAUCAGCAAGGACAAGUGCACCACGUUGUUUGCCACAUCUGAGCAGAUCAGCGCUAUCUUGUCGAGCGACAAGUUUGCCAAGACCAACUUGUCAUGCCUCACAUCGGUCAUUGUCGCCGGCAAGGUCAACGCCGAGACUGCCAGCACACUCAUGUCCAAGGUGUCGACCGUCAAGUAUGUCUUCUCGAUCGACACUGUCACCUCGGUGCCAGGCCAACUCUCCGGUGCCGUUUUCAACGUUGCCACCGGUACCGGCCACCUCCUCCCAGGUAUCGAGUCCAAGAUUGUCGACAACAAGGUCUAUACCAAGGGUUACCAUCUCAACAAUAGUACCAAGGAUUGGUUGGAAACUACCAUCUCUAAUGUUAAAAUUAAUCAAGAUGGUUCAAUUUCAAAAUUAUAA
Molecule: messenger RNA, 1365 nt
Organism: Cavenderia fasciculata
Lineage: Eukaryota; Evosea; Eumycetozoa; Acytosteliales; Cavenderiaceae
Product: putative acyl-CoA synthetase
Exons: 4
Coding region: 1-1365 (454 amino acids)
Biological process (GO): fatty acid metabolic process
Molecular function (GO): medium-chain fatty acid-CoA ligase activity
Source: RefSeq, a predicted model, not a curated record